AUGGAUUCGGAUAGAGACGUAGCUAUGGAGGAUGUCAACAUGUCGUUGGAUGAUGUCAUGGAUUCGAUUGAUAUCAACGUUAUUGCAAACGACGAAACGGGCAUUGCCAACGCCAACACCAAGAAGAACAAGUCCAAGAGCAACAUAUCCUCCAAGAACCAACCAGCUGGCGCAGCAGCUGCUGCAGCGCAGCAGCAACAGCAGCAGCAGCAGCAGCAGCAAACAUCGAUACUAGACACCCUGUCAAUCAACCAGUUAGACCAGUGGAUUGAAAAAUUGAGCAAGUGCGAGCCGUUGUCGGAACAAGACGUCAAGAAGCUCUGUGAAAUGGCAGUCGAAGUGUUGCAGAAGGAGGAAAACGUACAGCCGGUUCAUGUGCCCGUCACCAUAUGUGGAGACGUCCAUGGCCAAUUCCACGACUUGAUGGAGUUGUUCAAGAUUGGCGGACCAUGUCCCGAUACUAACUAUUUAUUUAUGGGCGAUUACGUUGAUAGAGGCUACUACUCCGUGGAAACCGUGUCUUACUUGGUUUGUAUGAAGGUCCGUUUCCCCAAUAGAAUCACGAUAUUGAGAGGAAACCACGAGUCGAGACAAAUCACCCAGGUCUAUGGCUUUUACGACGAAUGCUUGAGAAAAUACGGCUCGGCCACGGUGUGGAAGGUCUUCACCGACUUGUUCGACUACUUCCCCAUCACGGCCUUGGUCGACAACAAGGUGUUUUGUCUCCAUGGCGGCUUGUCGCCCAUGAUUGAAACCAUUGACCAAGUUCGAGAAUUGAAUAGAAUCCAAGAGGUGCCCCACGAAGGACCCAUGUGCGAUCUAUUGUGGUCGGACCCCGACGAUAGAGGCGGGUGGGGCAUAUCGCCACGAGGCGCCGGCUUCACUUUUGGCCAGGAUAUAAGCGAACAGUUUAACCACACCAACAACUUGAGUCUUAUCGCGAGAGCCCACCAGUUGGUGAUGGAUGGUUUCAGCUGGAGCCACCAGGAAAACGUCGUUACCAUAUUCUCGGCACCAAACUAUUGCUAUCGAUGCGGUAACCAGGCUGCUAUUAUGGAAGUUGACGAACAACAUAAUAGACAAUUUUUACAAUAUGAUCCAAGUCUCAGACCUGGUGAACCAACUGUUACUAGGAAAACCCCCGAUUAUUUCUUAUAA
This is a messenger RNA of Lodderomyces beijingensis, 1158 nucleotides long. Lineage: Eukaryota; Fungi; Ascomycota; Pichiomycetes; Serinales; Debaryomycetaceae. The record is from the annotation of a GenBank genome assembly.